This is a messenger RNA of Kluyveromyces lactis, 1359 nucleotides long. RefSeq names its product Mdm10p (gene MDM10). The transcript has a single exon. The coding region runs from base 1 to 1359 and encodes 452 amino acids. The record is from RefSeq and is a predicted model, not a curated record. Gene Ontology annotation, biological process: establishment of mitochondrion localization; protein insertion into mitochondrial outer membrane; phospholipid transport. Gene Ontology annotation, cellular component: SAM complex; ERMES complex. Lineage: Eukaryota; Fungi; Ascomycota; Saccharomycetes; Saccharomycetales; Saccharomycetaceae.
AUGUUGGAAUAUAUGGAUUAUGUGCUACGGCAGUUUGAAGAAUGCACGUCAUGGAAUAAAGAUAACAGUUAUGAGAACAUAGUAGGAACUAGUCGGAAUAUUCUACAGUUUGACAUUCCGACUGCCUUGAAGGUUCAAGUAAGUAACAGGGCCACACCUUAUUCUUACAAUACGUUAGAGCUAACUAACAAUAAGACAAUCAAUGGCUCUUUAACAUAUUUAUACACCAAUUGUGAGAACUUAGAUCAGUUUAUCGAGGGAUCUUCAUCAGUGCAUUUGCAGCAAAUGACUCAAAGUUUCCGGUACAUUGAGCCCUACUACCAUCAUUAUAAAAAUAAUUCCAAGUUAGAAGUACCGAAAGUGCCGGAAUUACCGAUUUCUUUAGCGUAUGGGCGAAUGUUUUAUCCUUCUAGCUCGUUGGAGGCAAUGUACAUCAGGCGGUUUCCAAAUUACUACCAGUUCAUUUUGAAAUGUUCAAGUUCCAAGAGCGGAUCGAGCAUCUUGACUAUGUAUUUGCAGAAAAACACUGGGAUAAAUUGUCAAGAACUCAUAUUUUCUACCAAUGAAGCUUUGCUAGGUUACAGGUUUGUGCAUAAUUUUGUUUCAGCUGGUUCUAAAUCAAACCUUUCACUAUACAACAAUUCAAGCCUUUCCAUUGGAUCCGAAAUAUGGUGUGCAUUAUUGAACCUGAGCCCUGGAUGCUCAACUACUUUAAGAUAUUGUUCUCAUGCUACUAACACCGGGAAACCAUUGAUUUUCACCUUGUCUCUGAAUCCAUUAUACGGUCAUGUUUCUUCUACCUAUUCAAUCAAGACUCAUGAAAACCUUACAUUUUGUACCAAAUAUGAUUUCAACAUCUAUUCUAUACAGUCAAAUUUAACACUAGGAAUGGAACUGUGGAAAAAUUCAUCAUCAAUUCCUGUAGAAAGACCAUCAGAACCUGUUGAAACAAUUGAGGAUUGGCCCCAAUUAUCGCAUGACAAGACUCCAAUGUAUUACCAUCUAUUGACGCGAACGGAAAAUUCCGGUGCUUCUUCCCAGAGACUGUUGAAAGAUUUGAAUCUAACUUUCCAGUCUUCACUGCAAAAGAUAAACAAAGAACGUAACGUCAUCGAGAAUUUCAAUGAGAGAUAUAGCGAAGCAAACUUCACACAGGUAUUCAAAGUCAGCACAUCUUUACGUGACAUGAAUUUGCGCUUAUUGUGGGAAGGAAAAAUCAGGGGAUUUUUAAUAUCUGCUGGGGCAGAACUCACACAACCUCCUGAAAUCUCCACUAACGGCCUUGAUUCAUUGGAACAUCAAAACUGGUCAUUGAUUAGCCCAUCUAAGUUCGGCAUACAGUUACAGUAUUCAGCGUAA